AUGGUAACAAGAACGCUGCAAUCCUUACAAAGGACAAAUCCUUGUAAACUUGAUGACUACAAAGACCUGAACCAAGGAGAUCGGUCGGAGACCUAUAAAGAUGCAACAGACAAGUGUGAUGGGAAUGACCUUCAGGACGAAUGGCAUUAUUGGUACUUAGUGUCUGGAAACGCAGGCAACGCCCUUGCCACGAUUAAAGCCCCUGCCAAGGGCAGGUGCGGCACCACGGAUCGUCUGUACUUAAAAGAUCACCAUCCUUUUCUUGGUGAAGGUGAGGUCACCUUGAGGUUGUGUAUAGCUGAAGGGAAUGAAAAAUGUCAACAAGAACGAUCGAUUCAAGUAAUAAACUGCGGUGCGUUCUACCUGUACAAGCUCUAUAACCAUGGAGGAUGUUCUACUCCCUGGCGCUAUUGUACGAACGGUGAAAAGACUGCUGUUUCUUGUGAAAAUGUCAAAUGUCCUAGUGGCCAAACAUGUGCACUGCAAAAGAACGGUGAAGAACGUCAUUGUCAAGAUCCCAAUCAAAUGCCAGAAACGACUACUGUGCCACCAGUAACAGAAACAUCAACGUCAACCCCAAAACCAGCAACAAAUGCAACAACAGCAUCACCAACCUCAGAAACAACAACAGGACAACCAACAAUGGAUACAACAACAGUAAAGCCAACAUCAGAUAAAACCACAGCACAACCAGCAGCAAACGUAACAACAGCGUCAUCAACCGCAGAAACAACAGCACAACCAACAACGGAUACAAUAACAGCAAAGCCAACAUCAGAUACAAUCACAGCACAACCAGCAACAAACGCAACAACAGCGUCACCGACCUCAGAAACAACAGCACAACCACCAACGGAUACAACAACAGCCAAGCCAACAUCAGAUACAACCAAAGCACAACCAGCAACAAACGCAACAACAGCGUCACCAACCUUACCAACAUCAGAUACAACCAAAGCACAACCAGCAACAAACGCAACAACAGCGUCACCAACCUCAGUAACAACAGCACAACCAACAACGGAUACAAUAACAGCAAAGCCAACAUCAGAUACAAUCACAGCACAACCAGCAACAAACGCAACAACAGCGUCACCGACCUCAGAAACAACAGCACAACCACCAACGGAUACAACAACAGCCAAGCCAACGUCAGAUACAACCAAAGCACAACCAGCAACAAACGCAACAACAGCGUCACCAACCUCAGUAAUAACAGCACAACCAGCAACGGAUACAACAACAGCAAAGCCAACAUUAGAUACAAACACAGCCAACACAACCACAACCACAACCAACACAAUCACAAAAAAGCCACCAACGACUUCAACCACAGAAAAACCAACAUCAGAUACAACAACAAUAACAUUAAAAUCAGCAGAAUCUAUACCAACACCAUCUUCAAAAUACUCAGUAUUAACAACAACGACAAAAGAACCAGAUACAGCCACCAAAACAUUACCAACAGCAACAGUAAAACCGAAGUCGUCUGAAGCAAUAUGGUUGAAAUCAUCAGCAGAGAGAGAGAUAACUGAGCUAGCUUCAGCAACAUUACAAGCAACAGCUACCACGUCCAAAAUAGAAAAGAUAACAACAUCAACAGCGGUAGAAGUAGUAGCAGAACCAGUAGCCACGGAAAUUUUAGCACCAACUGCUUCAUAUCAAACCGCAAACCUGAAUUCAAAAUUAUCGACAACAGAACCGAUAGCACACCUAGGGCCUGGAACAUCAUCAUUAGCGACAACCGAGGAAGGAAGAGCAACAGAACUAGCUGUAACAGCAGCAAUGUCGACGAUAACAUUGGAAGGACCAGCGGGUGUAACUUCAGCACCCUUACCGUCGCAAACAGCAGGCUUACAAGCACGAAAGUCAGUCGAAGCAGCUUCGUCAGAAUCAUCUUCAGCUACAGAAACAACCGAACAAGCAGUAGUAGUUGCACUGUCAACAAAAUCAAACUUAAAGCUGCCAUUAAUUGCAAGAUCAACAGCGUUGCCAUCAGUAUCAACGCUAGAAACAGGGAAAUCGAUAACAUCAACAGCAACGUUACCAAAAUCAACUUUAAAGCCACCAGCAAUUUUAGCAGCAGCAUCAUCGUCUUUAAUAAAAAUAACGUUAGACACGGUUACAAACAAGAGAAUCGACAGAAUCAACAUCCUCAGGAACUACAAAAGAACAGGAGGCAGUAUUAAUGAUAUCAACAAAUACGGAAUCCAAACUAACGCCUCCAACAAGAACAGCAACGUCGAGAGAGGCUACAGAAGAAAUGAAUACAGCUUUAGAAACAUUAUUUAA
Molecule: messenger RNA, 2292 nt
Organism: Stylophora pistillata
Lineage: Eukaryota; Metazoa; Cnidaria; Anthozoa; Scleractinia; Pocilloporidae
Biological process (GO): cytokine-mediated signaling pathway
Cellular component (GO): signaling receptor complex; external side of plasma membrane
Molecular function (GO): cytokine receptor activity; cytokine binding
Source: RefSeq, a predicted model, not a curated record